Hevea brasiliensis (rubber tree) is the source of this 2015-nucleotide messenger RNA. Its product is annotated as putative ABC1 protein At2g40090. NCBI's taxonomy places the organism in Eukaryota, Viridiplantae, Streptophyta, Magnoliopsida, Malpighiales, Euphorbiaceae. The transcript has 12 exons. Gene Ontology annotation, cellular component: mitochondrial inner membrane. The coding region runs from base 48 to 1712 and encodes 554 amino acids. The record is from RefSeq and is a predicted model, not a curated record. Gene Ontology annotation, biological process: mitochondrion organization; lipid homeostasis.
CGCUACAUUCGCAUCUUACGGCGCGUUCAGAACGUAAAGGAGGGAGAAUGGCCACGCGAUCUGCAUGGCGCAGCCGGGCCAAGCUUGCGGCAGCGGCCACUGCGAUUUUCACUGGCGGUGCGGCAGUCACCAUCGCCACUUCCGCAGAUCCAGCAACAGCUCUGAAGCUCUGCACCACCGUUCCCGUCCGCCUGGCUCGCGACACCAUAACUGCAGCCUCCAUCGCCUUUGAUUAUGAAUAUUCACUGUGGGGACUACCGGAAGGAAGUGUUGAGAGGUCUAAAGUCAAACAUGAGGUUCAUCUGAGGUCAGCACAUAAACUUCAGGAGCUAUGUUUCAAAAAUGGGGGAAUGUAUAUCAAGCUUGGUCAACAUAUUGGACAACUGGAAUAUUUGGUUCCUCAGGAGUAUGUCCAGACAAUGAGGGAGUCAAUGUUGAACAAAUGUCCAGUCUCUUCAUAUGAUCAAGUGUGUGAGGUUUUCAAGCAAGAGCUUGGAGAAACCCCAGAUAAAAUUUUUGAUGAAUUUGAUCCUGUUCCAAUAGCAAGCGCUUCCCUUGCUCAAGUUCAUUUUGCUCGGACAACUGAUGGCCAAAAAGUUGCUGUGAAGGUGCAGCACACUCACAUGACAGAUACUGCGGCUGCAGAUCAGGCUGGCGUGGAAUUGAUCGUGAACACCCUACAUUGGUUUUUCCCUUCGUUUGAUUACAGAUGGUUGGUUGCUGAAAUACGUGAAAGUUUACCUAAGGCAAGUAGCUUUAUGUGUGAUCAUCAGGAACUGGAUUUUUUGGUUGAGGCCAAGAAUGGUGAGAAGUGUUUGGACAAUUUUCAGAAGCUAUCCCCUCACAUUGCAGACUUUGUCUAUGCACCUAAGAUCCAUUGGAAUUUGAGUACUUCAAAGUUGUUAACGAUGGAAUUUAUGGAUGCUGCCCACAUAAAUGAUGUGAAGGCCAUUCAACGACUCGGAAUUCAACCUAAUGAAGUUGCAAAAUUAGUUAGUCAAGCUUUUGCAGAGAUGAUGUUCAAACAUGGGUUUGUGCACUGUGAUCCACAUGCUGCUAACUUGUUAGUUCGCCCUUUGCCUUCUGGUAAAAGGAGCAUUUUAGGUGAGGGCUUCUUUAUGGCAAGAAAACCGCAAUUGAUUCUCUUGGACCAUGGGCUGUAUAAGGAACUUGACUUGAAUACUAGAUUUAAUUAUGCUUCCCUUUGGAAGGCACUGAUAUUUGCUGAUGCUAAUUCAAUAAGGGAAAAUAGUGUUAAAUUGGGUGCUGGAGAGGAUCUAUAUGCUCUAUUUGCGGGAAUUCUUACUAUGAGGCCCUGGAAUAGGGUUGUUGACACAGCUGUUGAUCAUUUGGUCAUACAAGGCAAUGAUAGCGAGCGUUCAGAAUUACAGAUGUAUGCAUCUCAGUAUUUCCCUCAAAUCUCAGAACUUCUAAGGAGGCUACCACGUGUAAUUUUGUUGAUGCUAAAGACAAAUGAUUGUUUGCGAGCAGUGAAUAGUUCUUUGUUGCAGGGAUCUUCUCUGGAGACAUAUUUUAUUAUUGGAAAAAUUUCCUCUGAGGCAGUUGUUGAGGCAAAGAAGCUGCAAAGGAAAUCCUUAUUACGUUGGUUAGAUGUAUGGCUGGAGGAAAUCUUGCUGGAGGCACGACUUUUGGGAAUGCAGAUAGCGUUGUGGCUUUUACAACUCAGGAGAGCUUUGACUGGUUUAAGUUAGAAAUCACUAUAAACUGGUUUCAAGGACCGAGCAUUUUUACCUUUUUCUUUUUGUCUGGCCCUCAUUAUUUGUCUCCAUGCAUGACGCAAUGCGAUAGCCUGCAGUUGUUUUGGACAGUGGUCGAAACAUUAUUUUUUUCGUCUGUGAAAAGGGAACAAAUAAUACAUGUAUUUAUUCUUUUCCUUGAUCAUAUAAACAUUGUCAUAUAUCCUCUGGGGAGUUAAUUUCAUAAUUUAUCCCCGAGAGAACUAUAAGAAAUUUAUUGUAUUUUUGGAGUAAUAAAUGGAUCUGAUAUUCUGAUUA